This is a messenger RNA of Plasmodium cynomolgi strain B, 1605 nucleotides long. Its product is annotated as actin. Gene Ontology annotation, molecular function: chromatin binding. Gene Ontology annotation, cellular component: NuA4 histone acetyltransferase complex; SWI/SNF complex. Lineage: Eukaryota; Apicomplexa; Aconoidasida; Haemosporida; Plasmodiidae. Gene Ontology annotation, biological process: regulation of transcription by RNA polymerase II. The annotation marks the transcript as partial. The transcript has a single exon. The record is from RefSeq and is a predicted model, not a curated record.
AUGAACGCUAAGAAUGACGCGGGCGAAAGCCUGUUGUGCGGGGGCGAGGAUAUUUCGGCGCUCGUCGUCGACUUAGGGUUCAGCACGACGAAGAUUGGCCACAACCAGGAAGACACACCCAGGGUGUUUUUGAGAAGUACCUGCGGGGAGGACGUAUCUCCUGAAGGGAGUGCCCCCCCAGGCCAAGCUGGCUGGAACGGUGCUGGCGGGAACGGUGCUGACUGGAACGGUGCUGCCUGGAACGGUGCUGACGGCGGAAGUAUCAGUGGGGGUCGCUCCCCCAAGCUGAAGUUCCCGCUGAACCUGUAUAACCCAAAAGAACACGUACGGAUAAAACCCCUGUUCGAGAGAAACCCAGUUGACAACACAACACACAUGAACAGUGAUGUAUUCGAGAAAAUCCUACACUAUGGAAUUGAAGGAGUAGAAUCAAAGAGAGUCUUCGAGUGCUCGGAUGAGAUAAUCAAUCCGAUCAAGUUGGGUGGACUUAACUUAAAAAUUAACGAACAUCCAAUUUUGUUGUCCGAAGCGAACUUACACAAUCAUAAAGUGAGAGCACAGAUGACAGAAAUACUUUUUGAGACAUUUAAUAUCCCUGCUUUGUAUUUUGCAAAGAAAGCCAAGUUAACUGCCUUCAGUUUAGGUCGAUGUAGUGCACUAGUUGUCGAUAUCGGGGGUAGCUCGCUGGAUUUAUCUCCUGUGUAUGAGGGUUACGUGCUUCAGAGAAACUCCUUUCAGUUUAAUAUUGGAGGGGACUACUUUGACCGCCUGAUUUAUAGCUUGCUCAGGAAGGACCAAGUGAGGGUCGUGCCUUACUACGAGCAGCGGAUGAGGUGGAGUAGCGGCGGGGGAAGCGGCUGGGGUAGCAGCUUGGGUAGCAGCUUGGGCAGCGGCUUGGGCAGCGGCUUGGGCAGCGGCUUGGGCAGCGGCUUGGGCAGCGGUGCACCCCACUCUAAUGUACAUACCUCCUACGAGGAAGAAGCCAUUUUAGAUGUCAUUCGCUACAUGAAGGAGAGCAUCUGCAAAGUGCGCGUCGGACAGAAUAGCUCCUCCUCCGCUAAUAAAAAGAAUGAAAACGCAACAGGGAAUCUGAAAAAUGGAAAGGAGGUGGAACCUGCCACCGGGCAAAUGAACAACGGUGCAAAAAAUGUUAAUGCACCCAAAUGGCAAACGGGGCAAGACGACGAAGAAGAGGAAUUUUUUGAAUUACCGGAUGGAGUGAAAAUCAAGACAGACAAAUAUAGAUAUGACAUUGGAGAGGAAUUAUUUCGUUCCGUUCCAUCGGAUCCUAAUUUCCAUGGACUGCCGGAAGCUAUAGUGAACUGUAUCAUCUCGUCGGAUGUAGACAUACGAAAAGAAUUGCUGCAGGCCAUUAUUGUCACGGGGGGAUCAUCUCUCUUCCCUGGGCUGGUUGACCGACUGUACAACUCGCUAAGGGAGAAGGAGUGCUUUUCGCAGACCAUCAAAAUGAAGAUUCUAAAUAUGACGUCAUCCGUGGAGAGCCUGUACUCGUCCUGGCUGGGGGGUUCCAUACUGGCCAGCCUGGGCACCUUCCAGCAGCUGUGGGUGUCUCGGGCGGAGUACGACGACGCGGGCCACGCGAUC